Messenger RNA from Sordaria macrospora k-hell, 2256 nucleotides. RefSeq lists its product as uncharacterized. The record is from RefSeq and is a predicted model, not a curated record. Gene Ontology annotation, cellular component: mRNA cleavage and polyadenylation specificity factor complex. Lineage: Eukaryota; Fungi; Ascomycota; Sordariomycetes; Sordariales; Sordariaceae.
AUGGCUUCUCCUGUAAAGAUGCCGCCUACGACGAGCGAGCAGUUGCAGCAGCUCAACAAUGCUCGGAAGAUGGCUUUCGAAAGCCCUGCCUAUUUCAAACAGAUCAUUACGGGUAUUUUCCCCCUCACGUCCAUGUCUGCUCCCGUCGAGCUGCGCAGAUGGGCCGCCGAGUUUAUCGCAGAAGCGCUCGCUUGUCCGGCUUUGAGGACGCAAGAAAAGGACGACUUGACUAUAACCGUAAUAGACGGGGGCGCGCUGCGGGCACUAGUGGAAGAUCCUAAACAGGACCCUUUGGUACUCAAGGCUGGUAUUAUGGCGGCGGCGAGUGCGUAUCCAGUUGUCGUGAGAUGGAUUGUUUCCAACGCCUAUCACCCCGAGACCUGGAUGACUAUGACAGCGAUAAAGUCGAGGAUAUUUUCAGUAUGGGACGGCGCUCCCACGCCGGUCAAGCUAUGCUGUAUCAAGUUCGUUCAACGAGUUAUCCUUGCCCAGACGGCGUCAAACGGCACGGAACCGAAGCAUUCUGGCUUGGAUGUCAACCUGAACAUGAUUACUCCUAACCAAAAUCUCCUGGACCCUCGGUCUCUCGAGCCUGAGGCCAUUGGCCUCCUUGACAGAAUGCUUGGUGGUCUUCAGGAUAAUAACAGUGAUGUUCUCAUUGUGGAUGCCACUCUCAAUACUUUGUCCAUUCUUGUCCGCACUCGCCCUGCCACCUCCAGCCGUAUCAUCAAUGCGGUUCUCAACUUCAACCCUCUGAAACUGGCCAACUCGCCGAUGACCCCGAAGAACAAGGUCAUUAUUAAGUCGAUGAUGAAGACCACCUUGAUGCUCUUGGGCAAUAUCCUUAGGAGGGAUCCAGACAACCCGUUGGCUUCGCGAAUCUCUUCACAGCAUCAGAGACUCAUGCGUGCCCGAGAUGAGAUCUUUAACGAAGCGAACCGCAAGCGGGCUCUUCCCGAGCAGACUGCUGCAGGUUAUGGUGAUGCGAAGAGGCAAAAGACGGAGGCAGCCGCCGCACCCCAACCUCCGCUUCGCAUCCAACCACUUGCUCCAGGGCCACACACUCUGGCUGAAGUGUUCAGUCUCACCAACAACCCAGGCUUGCACGGCUUUGAUGUGACUGUAGUGCCUGCCCCGUUAACUGCUAGAAUCAAUGUCAGGACGCUGGCGUCCCUCGACCAAGGGCAGCUUGAUCUGGCCAUCAACGGAGUCCGUGAUCGAAUAACUGCUCUGUAUGCUGCGGCACCUGCCGUGCCACCAGUCCCGGUACUGGUCCCAGGAACGGCGACAGCGCAACUAGCCCCGGCUAAUUCCGACCCGGCUGCUUUGGGUCUCGUGGAUGAUGACGAUGACUACGAGCCCGACCUCUAUACUGCUGCCGAAGAUACCGAGCAAAUACUCAACAAGCUCGAUAACGCGCCCCCGGAGGCACCACCCGAACAGCCCGCUGAGCCCUUGGCUCUCGGCCCGUUCAGGCUCCCGCCCCCGCCUGUUCUCAAUCCCGACACUGCUGCCAAAGUCAGCCAGAUCACCGCCAUGCGCAUAUUUGGGCCUCUCGCAGGUCUUGAGGACCCUCUUGUCCGCAAACCUAAGGCCGGCCUUAACCGACUAGCUGCCAACUCGCAUGAUCGCGACUCAUGGCUUACACUGAUCACGCGCCUUGCAACCCGCAGCACCAUGGGCCUGGAGGACGAUAUCAAGACCGAGACCGACGCUACCGCUCUUGGCCGCCCCCAGAUGAGCCUGGGCAACUUGAUUCGCGAAAUGCUCUUCAACUACGUUCUCGAGGACUGGCGGCGCCGCAUCGAGGUUGCCGUGGCAUGGUGCUGCGAGGAGUGGUACAAUGACCAACUAGCCAAGCGUGCGGAACUCGAAGCGCCGCUGAAUUAUGAGCGGUGCGCGUUGCGUCUGAUGGAUGGCUUCCUCAGUUAUAUCACUGCCCAAGACAAGGUUCUUAUACGUUUCUUGGCGGAGAUUCCCCAGCUCAGCAAGGAGCUUCUCGGUCGCCUCAAGGGUCUUUGCAGCGAUCCAUCUACAGUGAAGCUUGCUAUGACCAGUCUUUUGUACUUGGUGAUGAUGAAACCGCCCGCGAAGGAGCUUGCUUUGGAUACCGUGUACGAGAUUUGGCUCGAGUAUGAGGAUGCUCGCGGUCUGGCAGAGAAAUACCUUCGCACGUAUCGGCCUGGAUUCGCAGGUGCCCAGGCUGCCGCGGACGGUGCCUCUAGUGGUAAUGGUUCGCAGGCAAUGACUGCAUGA